Pelobates cultripes (western spadefoot toad) is the source of this 276-nucleotide messenger RNA. The record is from the annotation of a GenBank genome assembly. NCBI's taxonomy places the organism in Eukaryota, Metazoa, Chordata, Amphibia, Anura, Pelobatidae.
AUGGCGGAUGCCACAUUUUCCCCUGCUGGUUACAGCCAGAAAUCAGACCUCGAAGCUAAGCUGGACACUAUAUUUGCAACGUUUUGGAGAAAACUGGCAGAUCGAGCACAUCAAGCUGCUGAGCACAAAACAUGGCACCACCCUCACCACCUCUCAGCAGGCACAAGGGGUCUAAGAAGUGCAGGGCCAAAAGAUUGCGGCGGACCAAGAGACGACUCAAGCCUAAACGCAAGUCCACGCGGCUGGGGCUGGAUGACACUAAGCACCAGCGACUAA